Anguilla anguilla (European eel) is the source of this 5475-nucleotide messenger RNA. RefSeq names its product transcriptional activator MN1-like. Lineage: Eukaryota; Metazoa; Chordata; Actinopteri; Anguilliformes; Anguillidae. Bases 1335 to 5168 code for a protein of 1277 amino acids. The transcript is spliced from 2 exons. Gene Ontology annotation, biological process: regulation of DNA-templated transcription. The record is from RefSeq and is a predicted model, not a curated record.
UCAUAGGAAUGAAAUUGAUUGCAGAAAUGCAAAACUUGUUGCUGGUUCUCCGAACGCGCUGAUCCCACAGUGCCAAGCGCGAGACGGAGUGUGAUCUCUCAGUGAAUUGCUCCCAGCUGGAGGAGACUACGGUGGAGUCGGGAGCAGAAGGAGUGACUGUAAGAGAGAGAGAGAGAGAGAAAGAAAGAAAGAAAGAGAGAGAGAGAGAGAGAGUGGAAGAGUGAGAGAGGGGAAACCAGGUUCGCACAAGCGCACGAUCGCAGUGCAAAUGAUCUGGACCGAGAAGGCUAGAUUGCCAAGCCGCUCUGUGGUGACCGAGCGCGGACAGUGAGCGCUGCGCCUUAACACGGUCGAUGCAGGAGGGCACGCGCAAACAGAGCCUUGGUUUCUUUAUUGACAGAUCGGAUUUUUAUUUAUUUAUUGGCAACCGGAUUUUCGCUCGCAUGGACCAUCCAAACGAAAAAAGGACACGUUAUUAAUUGAUAUUUUAAGACUUCGCGGAAAGGAGAAGCGACAAGCCGGACGUUUCUGCCCGUUUAGUAAAUUGUGCACGUUGCAGUUCAUUGGAGUUGCAGAACUGUGGGGUCAGAAUGGGGUCUUUAACCGAGACCAGAGAUUACUCGCGCAUAGACGUUUGACAACAAACUGGAAUUAUAUUUUUGAAAUGAAUUUUUAAGUCGAUCGUUCAUUCCCGCGACACCGUGCGCGUUUAUACCUGUCAUCGGUCAUUUUUAAACUUUUGAAAAGAAGGGAUGUCCGCGACAAUACUUGGGAAUACGAAAUUGGACGGGGGCAUAUUUUGCAAAUCACAGUUGCAAGUAAGAUAUAUUUGUUUCCCAGCGCUCCAGACAGCUAAUUUUACGCUAAAGGAAUAAGAACUGAUUCUCUGUUCCAUCUACACGGAAACGACAUAGGAUAUAUUUGUUUUUUGUUUCUAAGCGCAGAGACGGCUGCUGGACCUUCCUCGUUUCAUAUUUUUGUGCGUUUUUGCAGCGACAUUGAGGUUGUGUAUGCGUCUGAAAAAUAUUUAAUUUCCUUCAGCAAAAUGUGAACUUCGGGGGGUGAGUUUAUUUCCCUUAAAGCGUCAAAUGUACUUUUUCCGCAGAUCUUGUAGUGGAAUACUAUUUUCAUUAUCAAAAAAUAUUGGUAAACAGUGUUUAUUUAUAUUUUGUAUUUUAGUACCUUAAGAGAAUAUUUCCGUUCAGCAUUUAUUUUAUUUUUUUCAUUUUUUUUUUUCAACAAUCGAGGGAGAGAGGAGGAAAAAGGAGACUUUACCCGAGACAGCCGUGAAGCUUGGCGAGCUUGCUGUCAUGCGGGAUUGAUCGCGAAGCAGUAUGUUUGGGCUGGAACAGUUUGGUUCUCCGAUCAGUAGCAGAAACUCUGGCCCAGGAGAUAGAAAUUUAAACCAGCCGCGAGUGAACAUGAGUUCUCACUACAAGGGCCCCGGUUUUCACGCCGGCGGGCCGCCGCCCGGAGCCGUGGAACCGGGCAUCGGUCCGCUGAACGAGUCCCCGAUGCUGGGGCUCGGCAUGAACAUGAACGGAGAGCAGUACAGUUUUCACGCGCGAGGGCACGGCGACAUGCACGCGGCUCCGCAACAGCAGCAGCAGCAGCAGCAGCAACCGGCGCCUCACUCAAUUCACGGGUUCUUCGGCAACCAACAACCUCAGCACGGGGGCGGCCACCCCCACGGACACCACCCUCACCCCCAUCAGCACCACCCGCACUUUGGAGGCCCCUUCGGGGGCCCGGACCCCGGGGCCUCCUGCCUGCACGGGGGCCGGCUCAUGGGCUACAGCGCUAACGGCAUGGGGCCCCAGCAGGGCUUCCCCGAGGGGGGGGGGUUCGACCCGCUGGCCGAGGCCGGCCCGCCAGGCGACGGCUUCGCCCCCCAGCCCCAGCCCCAGCAGCGCUCGGGGAACAUCCCGGACUUCCAGCACCACGGGCCCCCCGGCGGGGGCCACGGCGUGCCCGCCCCCUGCCUGCCCCUGGACCAGUCCCCAAACCGGGCCGCCUCCUUCCACGGCCUCUCGGGCCCCUCCCCCGCCGAGGCCCACGGCCUGGAGCCCCGCCGCCUGCCCCCCCAGGGCGGGGUGGAGGGCAUGGACUACGGCUACCCGGGAGAAGCCCCCGCCGGGCACUUCGACGUGCCCGUUUUCUCCCCCUCCGAGUCGGAGUCCCAGCUGCCCCCCCACUACGGGGCGGGGCGGCAGGUAACCGGGGGCAACUUCCCCGGCAACCCCGCCAUGACGCGCGCGCCGGGCAUGCAGAGCAUCUCCAAGGGCCAGCCGGCGCACGGCGUCUUCUUUGAGAGGUUCGGCGGUGGCGGCGGCGGCCGGAAGAUGUCCGUGGGCAUGGAGCCCGGCAUGGGCGGGAGGCAUCCCAUGAUGCAGCAGCAGCAGCAGCAGCAGCAGCAGGCUGGCUUGCUGGCCCGACAGAACUCCUGCCCCCCGGCCUUGCCCCGGCCCCCCCAGUCUGAGUCGGGCUCCUCGAACCCUGGCAUGCAGGACGGUGGCGGGGUGAUGAUGCCCGGUCAGCACACCCAGUUUGAGUACCCCAUCCACAGGCUGGAGAACAGGAACCUGCACCCCUACGGCGACCCCAUGUUCCAAAUGCAGCAGCAGCAGCAGCAGCAGGGUCCGCCAGCCCCCCCUCAGCAGCCCCCCAACCAGAGGCUGCAACACUUCGACCCCCCCUACCUGAACAUGGCGAAAAGGCCCCGCUUCGACUUCCCCGCGGGCCACGCUGGGGAGGGGUGUGGCUCCUGGACCGGCGGCGGCGGCGGCGGCGGCGGUAUGCACAGCGCGCCCGGCGUGGAGAGCCACCUCUCGCCCUCGGCCUACGCGGGGCUGCCCGGGGACUUCACCCCCCCGGCGCCGGACCCCUUCCCCCCCGGCCCCCCCCUGCAGCACGCGGGGCCCGAGCCGCAGUCGCUGCAGCAGCGGCAGAACGCCGCGCUGAUGAUCAAGCAGAUGGCCUCCCGCAGCCAGCAGCAGCGCAUGCGGCCGCCGCCCAGCCUGCAGCAGCUGGGUCACCACGGCGACGUGGUGCACGGGGGCCCGGUGGGGGGGGGCGGCAUGGCCCCGCCCCAGCAGCAGCCCGGGUUCGAGCGGGAGAACGGGGCCCGCAUGGCCGGCUUCGACGCGCAGAACCCGCACAUGAGCCAGGAGGGCGCCUGGUUUUCGGGACCCCCCCACCACCACCAGCCGGGGGAGGCGCUGCCCCGCAGGAUGGGCGGCCCCGGGGUGGGGGGGGGCGAGGCCGAGAUGGGCCUGCCGCAGAACGGCUCGGGCAUGAUGUUCCGGAACGUCCCGGCCGUGAGCGGGAUGGGCCUGCCGGACCCCAUGCGGCUGCCGGGCGACGGGCACGUCCAGGCCCUGCACUCCCCCGGGCUGCACCCGUCCUUCGGCCUGUCCCAGAUGCAGUCCCCGGGCGCCGGGAUGGGGCACCCCAGCACCCCCUCCGACCGGAGACCCCCGGACUUCUCCGCUCCCCCGCAGCCCUCGUUUCCCUACGGAGGCGGGGCCGGCCGGCAGGGGCCCGCUCCCCAUCCCCACGGCAACGCGGCGGGGGUGAGCACGUCGCCGGGCGGCUACGCGGCGCAGUCGGAGUUCCCGCCGGGCCAGCGGCAGUCCUCCGGCAGCAAGCUGGGGGCGCUGUCGCUGGGCAGCUUCAGCAAGGCCAGCGCCAAGGACAACGUGUUCGGCCAGAGCUGCCUGGCGGCGCUCUCCACCGCCUGCCAGAACAUGAUCGCCAGCCUGGGGGCGCCCAACCUCAACGUGACCUUCAACAAGAAGAGCCCGGGCGAGGGCAAGCGCAAGCUGAGCCAGGCCGAGCCCGACGGCUCGGGGGCCGAGUACUUCCAGAGCCCCGGCGCCGCGUCGCAGAACGGCCCGAUGCCGCCGGGCGGCGGCGGGAAUACCGGGAACGCCGCCGGCGGGAAGCCUGCGGGCCAAGGCCAGGCGGCGCAGGGGGAAGCCAGCGCCCUCUCCCCAAACUACGGCAUGGACGUUCCCCAGGGGUGCGAGGGGAAACCGGCGGGCGGGACCGGGAGGGGGAGGGGCCGGAGAAAAAGAGACAGCGGACAUGUGAGCCCGGGGAUUUUUUUUUCCUCUGACGGCGGCGGCGGCGGCGGCGGCAACCCCGUGGUGAGCCCCGGCCCGCCGGGGGGGCCGCCCUCCUCCGGCAUGGGGGAGAGGGGAGGGGGCGGGAGCACGCCCCACGACAAGCCCCUCACCUCCCCGUCCUGGGGCAAAGGGGGAGACCUGUUGCUGGGCGACCAGCCGGACCUGAUGUCCUCGCUGGACAGCGGGAUCCAGAGCGUGGCCAAGUCCGACGGCAGCUCGCCGCGCGUCGACUUCGCCGACGAGGUCGGCGGCGCCCACUACGGCGGGAACGAGGACGAGGUGUCGUCCAGCUCGGACGGCGGCGGGGGCGCGGGGGCGGGGCACAAGGCCGGCCGCAGCCCGCUCCUCGCCGGCUCGCCCAAACUGCCGCGGGUGGACCACGGGCUCCUCGGCGGGCAGAACCCGCUGGGGCUGGGCAUCGCCAACCACUCUACCUCUGCGCCCGACGCCUACGGCCUCCACCCCGGCACCCCCGGCGUGGAGCAGGUGCGCACCCCGUCCAGCACCGCCGGCUCGGACGACGUCCACCCGCUGGAGAUCCUGCAGGCGCAGAUCCAGCUGCAGCGGCAGCAGUUCAGCAUCUCCGAGGACCAGCCGCUGGCCAUGAAGGGCGGGAAAAAGGGCCCGGACUGCGGCGGCCAGGGGGGGGACGGCGAGCUGGGGGGGUGCGGCAGCCCCCGGGACGCGGGCCAGGGCGCCGUCAGCACCAUCGACCUCGACAGCCUGAUGGCGGAGCAGCACGCCGCCUGGUACGUGCCCGGCGACAAGGCCCUGAUGGACGGGCACGACGGCGACAAGACCGCGGCAUCCUGGGAAAAGACCAAGAGCCAGAGCACCGGCAAAGAAGGUGUGGAGCUGUCGCAGAGUAAGGGGGGGCCGGGGGGCCCGGGCACGGGCAGCAGCCACCUGCAGUGCCUGUCGGUCCACUGCACGGACGAGCUGGGGGACAGCAAGGGCCGGGGGGGCCCCGUGUCGUCCUGGCGCUCGCUGCACUCCGACAUCUCCAACCGCUUCGGCACCUUCGUGGCGGCGCUCACCUGAGCCCCGCGACUCCAGGGACAUGUGACACGUGGGGGCGGGGCGGAGGUGGGCGGGGGCAUCGUCGUGACGACGCUCACCUGAGCUCCCCGACUCCAGGGACAUGUGACACGUGGGGGGCGGGACAGGGUAGGGGGGGGGCAUUCUUCCAACCUCCCUCACCCUAGUGGGGAUGACACACACACACACAUGCACACACACUCACAUGCACACACACCUCUGUACAGCGUGGUCAGGCGAACCCUCUCUCACCUGUGACCACGCCCAGACCUGGAAACCUCAACCCAACCUUUUUUAGGAGAAAGAAACG